UGGCCAUGAAAUGUGUGGGAGAGGCUUUUCCGUAACUUGACCCUUCUUUCAGUGGGACGGAACUAUCGAAAGGAACAACAAGCUUAUAAAUACAUUGGGACCUGGAAUUCAGUUGUCGAACCACGACAGUGACAGCGUUUAACAAAAUGUGAGAACCCAAAAUAUCUCUAGACCUUGCUCAAUGUCCUCUGGAGCAGAGGAGCAAAAUCCCCCUGGUUGAGAACCACGGGACUACAUGACCUCAUGGGACUAAGCAAGGCCGUGUUACUGAUGCGCCCCACUGCUUGGACGUUCACUGAAAACUUCCUGUUAAUCCACGUGGACUGAUUAGUGAAUAUCAUUAACCUCUGUACAGGAGCUAAAAAGGAAAGAGAGAGAGAGAAACAGAGAGCCAUUAUAUGACAGAUUUCAUGCUUAGAGAAACCUCCAGAAGACUGCUAUCAUGGCAGAGAAACCCAAGCUCCACUACUACAAUGCACGGGGCAGAAUGGAGUCCAUCCGGUGGCUCCUGGCUGCAGCUGGAGUAGAGUUUGAAGAGAAAUUUCUAAAAUCUGCAGAAGAUUUGGACAAGUUAAGAAAUGAUGGAUGUUUGAUGUUCCAGCAAGUGCCAAUGGUUGAGAUUGACGGGAUGAAGCUGGUGCAGACCAGAGCCAUUCUCAACUACCUUGCCAGCAAAUACAACCUCUACGGGAAAGACAUAAAGGAGAGAGCCCUGAUUGAUAUGUAUACAGAAGGUAUAGCAGAUUUGGGUGAAAUGAUCCUUCUUCUGCCCUUUUGUCAACCUGAGGGAAAAGAUGCCAAAGUUGCCUUGGUCAAAGAGAAAAUUAAAAACCGCUAUUUCCCUGCCUUUGAAAAAGUCUUAAAGAGCCAUGGACAAGAUUACCUUGUUGGCAACAAGCUGAGCCGGGCUGACAUUCACCUGGUGGAACUUCUCUACUACGUGGAAGAGCUUGACUCCAGCCUUAUCUCCAGCUUCCCUCUGCUGAAGGCCCUGAAAACCAGAAUCAGCAACUUGCCCACGGUGAAGAAGUUUCUACAGCCUGGCAGCCCAAGGAAACCUCCCCCAGAUGCAAAAUCUUUAGAAGAAGCAAGGAAGAUUUUCAGGUUUUAGUAAAGCAGCCAUGGAGGCCAAGAACAUACAAAACCAAUAUUCUAAAGUUUUGCAACAAUAAAGUGCUUUACCUAAGUGUUGACUGUGCCUGUUGUGAAACUAAUGAACUCGUUCCAAUUGUAUGUUAAUUAAAUAAUACAACUCCUAUUCGCCGACUUAGUUAAAAUUGAUUUCUUUUCAUUAGGAUCUGAUGUGAAUUCAGAUUUCCAAGCUCCUCAUAGCCAACCAUUUUCUUGGAAUUAAAAAUUCAGUAAAAAAGGAAACUAUAAA
Messenger RNA from Rhinopithecus roxellana (golden snub-nosed monkey), 1381 nucleotides. Its product is annotated as glutathione S-transferase A1-like. Gene Ontology annotation, cellular component: cytosol; extracellular exosome. Lineage: Eukaryota; Metazoa; Chordata; Mammalia; Primates; Cercopithecidae. The transcript has 8 exons. Gene Ontology annotation, molecular function: glutathione transferase activity. The coding region runs from base 443 to 1111 and encodes 222 amino acids. The record is from RefSeq and is a predicted model, not a curated record. Gene Ontology annotation, biological process: glutathione metabolic process; xenobiotic metabolic process.